AUGGACGUGUUCCAAUUGGGGAUCAACGAUGAGAUUGAUCGUCUCCAAUCUCUCCUUCAAUUCAUGCAAGCUGCGGAGAAGCAAAACAUGGAGAACCCAGUGUCUGAGGUGUGGGAGGAACAACUCAGAGACACUGCAUCCGCCAUUGAAGACCUGGUCGAUGAGUUUCUGCUUGAUAUGAAGCUUGCAGAGUCCGACAAACCCAGCAACUUGUGCAACAUCAAGUCCUACGUUGGCUUCGUUGUUUGCUGCUUCAAGCAAGCAUUUCUGCGGUAUCAGUUACAUCGGCAGCUGAAUAGCAUAAACAAAAAGUUUGAUCUUCUAACUGAAGGAAAAUCGAAGUUUCAAAUAAACAGCACACAUCAAGCACGGGUAAAAGAUGAGAGAGACCCAGGACGAGCCUCCCCUUACUACGAGGAUUCCUAUGUUGUAGGAAUUGAUGAACGUGUUGAGAACCUUAAAAAUCUUGUUGAGCAGUCCAAAGAGCAGAUGAUGGUGAUCACAGUGUGUGGGCCGGGUGGCUCCGGCAAAACAACUCUUGUCAAACGUUUGUACAGCAACAUUCAAAAAGAGAAGAGCAUAGAAUGCUACGCUUGGGUUUUUGUGACUCAGACCUUCAAAUUUGAAGCUGCUUUAAGGCAAAUGGCCCAAGGGCUUUACCGCAGUGUGGGAGAUAAACCUCCAGGAGACAUUGACAACAUGGUAGUUGAUCGGCUUCGAGAGCUGCUCAUCAACUUCUUGCAGGACAGAAGGUACGUUCUUAUCCUCGAUGAUGUCUGGGAUCGAGAGGUCUUGGAAAAAAUCCAAACAGUACUUCCAUCAAACAGUAGGUCUGCAAUUAUCAUCACCACCCGUGACGAAACUGUAGAUUCUAAAUCUCUUCUAGAGGGUAGAUGCCUUUUCAAGGUUGAUCCUCUAGAUCAUACAAUGGCUUGGGAUCUCUUCUGCAAAGUGGCUUUUCGGGGUGCCGAGCCCAAAGGACGGUGA
This is a messenger RNA of Ilex paraguariensis (yerba mate), 987 nucleotides long. NCBI's taxonomy places the organism in Eukaryota, Viridiplantae, Streptophyta, Magnoliopsida, Aquifoliales, Aquifoliaceae. The record is from the annotation of a GenBank genome assembly.